CAUGGUGUCCCCUCCUCCUACAGCCAGAAGCUGUCAGGAGAAUACUUCCGGUACAAAGGCAUACCCUUCCCAGUCGGCAUCUACUCACCCGAGAGCAUCAGCAUCACGGAGAACGCCGAGGUGGAGGACGACGACAUCUUCAUCAUCACCUACCCCAAGUCAGGCACCAACUGGAUGAUCGAGAUCCUUAGCUUAAUUCUGAAGGACGGGGAUCCCUCCUGGAUUCACUCCGUGCCCAUUUGGAAGCGGGCACCCUGGUGUGAGACCAUCAUGGGUGCCUUCAGCCUCUCGGACCAGUCCAGCCCCCGCCUCAUGAGUUCCCACCUCCCCAUCCAGCUCUUCACGAAGGCCUUCUUCAACUCCAAGGCCAAGGUGAUCUACAUGGGCCGGAACCCCCGCGAUGUGGCGGUGUCCCUCUACCAUUACUCCAAGAUCGCCGGGCAGUUGAAGGACCCCGGCACACCCGACCAAUUCCUGCAGAACUUCCUCAAAGGCGAAGUGCAGUUCGGCUCCUGGUUCGACCACAUUAAAGGCUGGAUUCGGAUGCAGGGCAAAGAGAACUUCCUGUUUAUCACCUAUGAAGAGCUGCAGGAGGACCUCCGUGGCUCCGUGCAGCGCGUCUGCCAGUUCCUGGGCCGGCAGCUGAGUGAGGAGGCUCUGGGCUCCGUCGUGGCACACUCGGCCUUCGGGGCCAUGAAGGCCAAUGCCAUGUCCAACUUCACGCUGCUGCCGCCCAGCCUGCUGGACCAGCGCCGUGGCGCCUUCCUCCGGAAAGGGGUCUCCGGGGACUGGAAGAACCACUUCACGGUGGCGCAGAGCGAAGCCUUCGACCGCGUCUACCGCGAGCAGAUGCGGGGCCUGCCGACCUUCCCCUGGGACGAGAACCCCGAAGAUGUCAGUCCGAACCCCGAAGAUGUCAGUCCGGACCCCGAGCCCCGCCCUGACCCCAGCCCCAGCCCGGCCCAGGCUCCCGAGCCCCCCCACCCGUGACCCCGAGA
Pteropus alecto (black flying fox) is the source of this 998-nucleotide messenger RNA. It is a transcript of the gene SULT2B1, whose product is annotated as sulfotransferase family 2B member 1. The record is from RefSeq and is a predicted model, not a curated record. The annotation marks the transcript as partial. Gene Ontology annotation, molecular function: sulfotransferase activity. Gene Ontology annotation, cellular component: cytoplasm. NCBI's taxonomy places the organism in Eukaryota, Metazoa, Chordata, Mammalia, Chiroptera, Pteropodidae. The transcript is spliced from 6 exons. Gene Ontology annotation, biological process: sulfation.